This is a messenger RNA of Panthera uncia (snow leopard), 1813 nucleotides long. It is a transcript of the gene CF1H1orf74, whose product is annotated as chromosome F1 C1orf74 homolog. The coding region runs from base 424 to 1233 and encodes 269 amino acids. The transcript has 2 exons. The record is from RefSeq and is a predicted model, not a curated record. NCBI's taxonomy places the organism in Eukaryota, Metazoa, Chordata, Mammalia, Carnivora, Felidae.
UUCCUUUGUGCACUUCCGCCCCUCCCCGUUCCUACUCAGAGGGGCGGGCCGGCUUCUGUCUGGCCGGAAAGGGCCUGGCCUCAGGAGCCCACACUUCCGGCACAGACUUGCCAGAGGUUCUAACGCGAGGCGCGCGAGGAGAAUGGAUGACGUCGCGGAAAGCGGUGGGAGGGCUUGUGUUGGGCAAGCGCGGUAGGCCCGUUUCGCCGACUCGGAACCCAGAGCGUUGAAGGGGUUUUCCAGUAUUGCGGCGGAGCCCGCGGUCCUCGCCGUGUCCUCGGCAGCCCGCACGAAACCGGAAGGCAUUUCUGAGCCUGCGAACCUGCAGCGGAAGUGGAAGCAGAACGCCCUUCCUCAAGUGACUGGAGCUUACAGAUGCGGUCCAGGGCAGGGAACUGUGGCUAGGUAAGGAGGCCAUGCUUGAUGUUGCUUCCAGAUCCCAUGUCAACACCAAGUCCUCAGAUGCUGGUGGCAGCUGCUCAGCAGACCCUGGGCAUGGGAAAGAGACGGGGCCCACCCCGAGCCGUCUGCCUUCACCUAGCUGGAGAGGUGCUGGCUGUGGCCCGGGGACUGAAGCCAGCCCUGCUCUAUGAUUGCAGUUGUGCAGGGACAUCAGAGCUCCAGAGCUAUCUGGAGGAGUUGCAGGGCUUGGGCUUCCUGACCCAGGGACUUCACAUCCUUGAGAUUGGAGAAAACAGCCUGAUUGUCAGUCCUGAGCAUGUAUGUCAGCGCUUGGAGCAGGUACUGCUUGGUACCAUAGCCUUUGUGGAUGUUUCCAGCUCCCAACCUCACCCUUCUAUUUGCUCCCUGGACCAACUUCAGGAUUUGAAGGCCAUAAUCGUUGAGAUCAUCACACAUUUGCAAGGGCUGCAGAGGGACUUACCCCUGGAAGUCUCCUGCAGCAGACUUCGUUCUUCAGACUGGAAUCUCUGUACUGUGUUUGGGAUCCUCCUGGGCUAUCCUGUUCCAUAUACCUUUCAUCUGAACCAGGGAGAUGACAACUGCUUAGCCCUGACCCCACUACGGGUUUUCACUGCCCGGAUCUCAUGGCUGCUUGGUCAGUCCCCAGUCUUGCUCUAUUCCUUUAGUGUCCCAGAGAGCUUGUUCCCAGCCCUGAGGGAGAUUAUAAACACUUGGGAGAAGGACCUUAGAACUCGAUGUAGGAGGCAGAAUGACUUUGCUGACUUGAGCAUCUCCUCCGAGAUAGUCACGUUGCCAGCUGUGGCUCUCUGACUUCAGCUCUUCUCUCAUGUAGAAGAUGCUCAGUAGAUGAUCAGCUCCGGGUUAGGGAUGGCAUCUCAAUGACCAAUUCUGAGCAUCUUGAGAAAAUUAGGGAAAAAUUCUGCGAACAGUUGUCCUCAUCUCAGUGGGCAUGGGAACAGGUGAUAGUGGUGUUGGUUGUACAUAGUUGCCAUUUCUAUAGUAGGGAGUCCUCGUGACUUAACUGAGAUGUCUGUUCAUUUUUCACUGGAUAGGGGAUAGAAGAAAGAUUGUGGAGACAGGCGGUGGAAGUCAAGUAGUCUGUUCUUGUGUGGUGGUUGUAAAUAUACCUGCCCCGGUGGGCAGUGUCUGCCAGAAAGUAGAGGACUAGGUAAGUUUUACUGCAUGUUUAUAUACCACCAACUGAAUCGGACUAGGGAGAGUAGACCAGGAUUCUCUAAUGUCUUAUGAUUGUGUUGUGAUAUGUCUGUCAUUCAGGGGUAAACUAAGAGUUCAGAGGAACAGAGACUUGUUAGGUGAAGUUUAUUUUACAGUAGGUUAAAAAAAAUAAUAAAGUCAGAAAUCUCUGUGGGAAAACCCACACUCUAAAGUA